UUCUUGACUCUUGAGGCCCCUAUAUAAACACCAUUCAUCUAUCUCACUUUAUCUCACUCUCUCUCUGACUUUGCUUUCUAGAAAAGAAGAAGCAAAUUCAAUGGGUGCACUUGAUUACCUCUCUAACUUUUGCACGGUAGACAGCAUUAGCACUAGGAACAAGCGCAAAGCAAUGCAGACAGUUGAGAUCAAAGUCAGAAUGGACUGUGAAGGCUGUGAAAGAAAAGUCAGAAAUGCAGUGACUACAUUAAAAGGGGUGAAAUCUGUGGAGGUGGAUCGAAAGCAAAGCUACGUGUCGGUGAGCGGCUAUGUAGAUCCAAACAAGGUAUUAAAGAGGGUAAAGAGCACUGGGAAAACAAGAGCUAAGUUUUGGCCUUAUGUUGAGCAGCAUCUGGUGUACUAUCCUCAUGCCCCCGGAGCCUAUGCCAGAAAAGCACCUGCUGGAUUUGUUAGGAACGUUGAUCAGGCAUUUCCUCAUGACUCAUCCAAUGCCCCUGCUGAAGAGAAUUUUGUGUCACUUUUUAAUGAUGACAACGUAAAUGCUUGUUCCAUCAUGUAAUCAUCAAGUAAUCAAAAACAGUAACACUGUUGAAAAUCAAGCUUAUUUUUCUUAGUGUCAAGUCAAGUACAUGAUGGAGAAGCGUCCAUGAGUUUAGUCUUGUCGUGGACUCUUGCUAGUUUCAACCAUGGUUUUCACUUUUCAGGGAAGCGCUGAAGUGCCAUGCUAUUAUAGUACACAAUGUUUUUUGUAUAUCAAUCUUAAGCAAAUGUGAAUCUGCGUAUUUUGUGGUCU
Molecule: messenger RNA, 793 nt
Organism: Lotus japonicus
Lineage: Eukaryota; Viridiplantae; Streptophyta; Magnoliopsida; Fabales; Fabaceae
Product: heavy metal-associated isoprenylated plant protein 21-like
Exons: 3
Coding region: 101-559 (152 amino acids)
Molecular function (GO): metal ion binding
Source: RefSeq, a predicted model, not a curated record